This is a messenger RNA of Leptosomus discolor (cuckoo roller), 303 nucleotides long. NCBI's taxonomy places the organism in Eukaryota, Metazoa, Chordata, Aves, Leptosomiformes, Leptosomidae. The record is from RefSeq and is a predicted model, not a curated record.
AAAAGAAAGAAAGAAAUGUCUUCUAAGUCAGAGAAAAGGCUGAAAACAGACAAACUUUCAAAGGUGACAGAAAAACCUCUGGGACGAGGCAGUGAAGAGGAGGGCAUGUUCCAGAUUGGGAAGAUGUGUUACGUCAGAGUAUCCUGCUUCAAGGGGAAGGUGCUCCUGGACAUCAGGGAGUUCUAUGCCGACAAGGAGGGUGGCAUGAAACUGGGGAGGAAAGGGAUUGCCCUGUCUGCAGAACAGUGGAACCAGAUGAAGGAGAUCAUUCCUGAGAUCGAUGCUGCAGUCAAGAAACUAUAA